AUGGACCACACCAAACUGCUGCUGAAUGCGGUACGACGGGCCAAUCUGACGGACCACUUUGUCUGGAUUGCCAGUGAUGGCUGGGGAAGGGAGAAUGUGCCCGUGGAAAAUAACUCCCGAGUGGCGAAUGGUGCGUUAACAAUUGAAAUUCUUGCAGAGGAGAUUGGACAGUUCUCAGUUUACUACAAGAACCUGCGCAGUGACAACACUCGGAAUCCCUGGUUUUCAAAGUACUGGGAAUCGCUUUUUGGUUGCACUUUCGACAAUACCUCGAAUGGGAGUGAGGGUAAAUCAAAAAACCAGGUGCCCUCUUGUUACGCGAACCCAAAGCAUAGGCUGGGAGACAAACUUCCAGUGCCCUUUAAGCAAGAAGCCAAAAUUCAAUUUGUCUAUGACGCUGUUUACGCCUUCGCGUGGGGUUUACAUAAAUUGGAACAAACGCUCUGUCCUUUUAAUCCGGAUCCAGCGAAAUGGGACAAGGAUGAAUGCAUUAGGAAAUUACUCAGUCACCAGGGGAAGGAUUUCUACGACUUAAUAAUUCAGACUUCUUUUAAAGGUGAGCCAUAA
Dibothriocephalus latus is the source of this 567-nucleotide messenger RNA. NCBI's taxonomy places the organism in Eukaryota, Metazoa, Platyhelminthes, Cestoda, Diphyllobothriidea, Diphyllobothriidae. The record is from the annotation of a GenBank genome assembly.